Nannochloropsis gaditana CCMP526 is the source of this 102-nucleotide messenger RNA. RefSeq lists its product as uncharacterized. The transcript has a single exon. The annotation marks the transcript as partial. The record is from RefSeq and is a predicted model, not a curated record.
CUCGGCGCGAAGACGGGGCGUGGACGGACCAGCCGAAAUCAGCAAUCUUCAACUCUCGCCGCGGCCCAAGCAGCAAAUUCUCCGGCUUAAUGUCCCGGUGAA